UAGCGGAAUCCGCGCGAACUGAAUCAUGGACUACUUCCGAGAAGUUCCUUUUAAAGUCGACCAAAGCAGCGUUUUCGGUCAUUGACCCAUCUUGUCUUGGUGGAGUUUAUUGUGUAAUUUUCCUAGGACGCUCGCUAUUUAAGUGUUAAGCUACUUUAGUUUGAUAUGCAGAGCUUUUAACAAUUAUUUUUCGCAAGACUUUGCGGAUCUCGUUGCAGGUGACCAGAAGGUCCCAAAACAGUGUGAGUUUCGGAACAAACCUCGCCUGGGUGUCAACAAGAUUACUGAAAUCUGUGAUCGAACAGUUAGCUCGCUUAACCUGUUAAAUUAAAGAACCGAUUAGUAUGGCUGCAAUGGAAGAAGGAAAUGGCGAAAAUAUGUCCACCGAUAGUGGCCAACCAAUUGGCCUGCAAUAUACUAGUCAGAAAAAUUUUGAAAUUGAGAAGAAAAUCGGCAAAGGACAGUUUAGUGUGGUUUACAAGGCACGAUGUCAUUUAGACAACUCCAUAGUUGCUCUCAAGAAAAUACAGAUCUUUGAAAUGAUGGAUGCAAAAGCAAGACAAGAUUGUAUAAAGGAGAUAAAGUUACUUCAGCAACUAAACCAUCCCAAUGUUAUAAAGUAUUUGGCUUCUUUCAUAGAGAAUAAUGAGCUUGUAAUUGUAUUGGAAUUAGCAGAUGCAGGGGAUUUAUCAAGAAUGAUAAAGCAUUUCAAAAAACAGGACAGAUUGAUUCCAGAGAGGACAGUUUGGAAAUACUUUGUUCAACUGACUGCAGCUCUGGAGCACAUGCAUUCAAGACGUGUCAUGCACAGAGACAUCAAGCCUGCUAAUGUCUUCAUAACAGCAUCUGGUGUGGUAAAGCUUGGUGACCUUGGUCUUGGAAGAUAUUUUAGUUCUAAGACUACUGCUGCACAUUCUCUAGUGGGGACACCAUAUUACAUGUCACCAGAGAGGAUACAUGAAACUGGAUAUAAUUUCAAGUCUGAUAUUUGGUCUUUGGGUUGUCUCUUAUACGAGAUGGCUGCCCUCCAGUCACCUUUCUAUGGUGACAAAAUGAAUCUGUACUCCUUGUGUAAGAAGAUAGAAUCUUGUGAUUACCCCCCUUUGCCAGCAGAACAUUACUCUGAAAAGUUGCGUGAUUUAGUGAGUCGGUGUAUUAAAUCUGAUCCAGACCAGAGGCCAGGGAUCACAGAAGUUAAUGAAGUGGCACAAAUGAUGCAUGCAGGCAAUCUUCACCAGUCCCCCUCUUCACCCCAAAUGAGACAAUAAUUUUAAAAAACUUGAUGUGUGUUGUAUCAGUGACACAUUGAGUAAUUUAUUACAAAUGUUAAUGCCCUAAAAUUCCUGGUUGAUUGUACCUUGUAACAUAUCUUAAUUUUUAAAACUUGAGUGAAAAUAAAGAAAUUCUCGAAAAAUGAGAGAAACCUGCUGAUGAAUAUGAAUGGUCAAGAAAUUUAAAACUGAAAAAUUCUGAUCAUUUAACUGUAGGGUAGCAUUUCCAGAUUUUUUAAAUUGCCUGAACUUUAGAACUUUUCUCAGUGGAUACAGUGUAAUUGGGUUUACAAUGUCAAUUCACAGUGAACUGCAUGCAAAAUGGAAUUUCACAGCGUGAAAUUAAAUGUAGCAAACAUUACAUAAUUUGCACAGGUGAAUGAACAUUUAUUCAUAAUGCAGAAAUAUAAGCUGCAAAUUUACACCUCUAAAAGUUUUUUUUUUGUUUUUUUUGUCCUUCUCUCAAAAAGAACUAAGUUGCUUUAAACCCCAUCAGUGAAAAUAACAUGUUGCAACUUUUCAAAUAUUAAUUUUUACAAAUUGCUAACUGGAUUUUAACUACAGAAAGUGGUUUUUAGAGAUCUCACCUCUGAAGUCUCAAGUCUAAACAUGUUUUAUCAUCCUCUUGCCUUUCACCUUAUUUAUAAAUCCAUUUAGUGUGUAAAAUGUAUGUUACUUUAAGCAAGUUGUGCAAUAUAGUUUCAGGGUGUACCUAGAAAUAACAACUUUGGCACUUUGCAUAAGUCUGAGACCUUGUGUCUCUCAAAAUGGCAACUCUCUUCAAGAUUGCUAAUAAAUCUCAUUUUACAAAACAGGA
Molecule: messenger RNA, 2088 nt
Organism: Stylophora pistillata
Lineage: Eukaryota; Metazoa; Cnidaria; Anthozoa; Scleractinia; Pocilloporidae
Product: serine/threonine-protein kinase Nek7
Biological process (GO): peptidyl-serine phosphorylation
Molecular function (GO): ATP binding; protein serine/threonine kinase activity
Source: RefSeq, a predicted model, not a curated record